AUGAAUUCUUUGGAACAACUUAAAGCCGCAGCUAUUGCCAGAUACACUCCUCAAGAUGCCACUACCAACCCAUCGUUGAUUUUGGCUGCUUCCGGAAAGGCCGAGUAUGCUAAGUUGAUUGACAUCGCUGUCGACUACGCUAAGGACAAGGGAUCGUCUGUUGACGAGAAGGCAAGUCUUGCUCUUGACAGAUUGCUUGUCGAGUUCGGAAAAGAGAUCCUGAAGAUCGUCCCAGGUAGAGUUUCUACUGAGGUCGACGCUAGACUCUCUUUCGACAAAGAGGCCACCAUCAAGAAGGCUCUCGAGAUCAUUGAGCUUUACAAGUCUAUUGGUAUUGACAAGGAAAGAAUCUUGAUCAAGAUUGCCUCUACCUACGAGGGAAUCUUGGCUGCGCGUGAAUUGGAAGAGAAAUACGGAAUUCACUGUAACUUGACCCUUCUGUUCUCCUUCGUGCAAGCUGUUGCCUGUGCUGAGGCUAAGGUUACCUUAAUUUCUCCAUUCGUUGGAAGAAUUAUGGACUGGUACAAGGCUAACACCGGUAAAACUUACGAAGGUAAGGAGGACCCAGGUGUCCAAUCCGUGACCAAGAUCUUCAACUACUACAAGAAGUACGGAUACAAGACCAUUGUCAUGGGUGCUUCUUUCAGAAAUGUUGGUGAGAUCACUGCUCUCGCCGGUUGCGACUUCUUGACCAUCGCUCCAAAGCUUUUGGAGGAGUUGAUCAAUUCUAAGGAGCCUGUUCCAAAGGUUUUGGAUGCCUCUGCCGCCAGCACCACCGAGGAAGAGAAGGUCUCCUACAUCGAUGACGAGCCUACCUUCAGAUUCCUGUUCAACGAGGACGCAAUGGCCACCGAGAAGCUUUCUGAUGGUAUUAGAAAGUUCUCUGCCGACUGUGUUACUUUGCUCAACUUGUUGAAGUCUAAAUUCUAA
Messenger RNA from Ogataea philodendri, 930 nucleotides. RefSeq lists its product as uncharacterized. NCBI's taxonomy places the organism in Eukaryota, Fungi, Ascomycota, Pichiomycetes, Pichiales, Pichiaceae. Gene Ontology annotation, cellular component: cytoplasm; intracellular anatomical structure. The transcript has 2 exons. The coding region runs from base 1 to 930 and encodes 309 amino acids. Gene Ontology annotation, molecular function: transaldolase activity. Gene Ontology annotation, biological process: pentose-phosphate shunt, non-oxidative branch; carbohydrate metabolic process; pentose-phosphate shunt. The record is from RefSeq and is a predicted model, not a curated record.